Molecule: messenger RNA, 900 nt
Organism: Prionailurus viverrinus (fishing cat)
Lineage: Eukaryota; Metazoa; Chordata; Mammalia; Carnivora; Felidae
Exons: 5
Coding region: 1-900 (299 amino acids)
Source: RefSeq, a predicted model, not a curated record
AUGGCAGUUCAGAAACUCCGGCGGCUGCUUGCCGGGGUUCAGUCCCGGCUGUCGGCUUCCUACAACCACCCUCGCAGUCCUACACACACGCACACACACACACACACACACACACCGACACCCUCGCGGGCGGGCGCUGUCAGUCCCAGCACCCACCCGCUGUUUGGGCACCAAUCGGCCCCGGGACGCACGCAGGCGAGAGCCGGGCAGAGCGGGCGGCGCACCGGAGGGGGCCGGGACCUCGAGAGACUCCGGGGCGGGCAGGCCCUGGCCGUGUCUCAGCCCGCAGCCCGCCGUCCCGACCCGCCACCACGCCGCGGAGCCGGCGCCCGCGAGCGCAGAAGAGCGAAAUGGGUCCCGAGGCCCUCCGGCCCGGCCCGGCCCGGCCCCGCGGCUCCUCUUUGGUUCCCGCCGCUGCGCCCUGCUCGCGGGGUCCUCGCGCUCCUCCACGACCCCGGGGGCCACAUCUCCCUGCGCCGGGACUCGUCCCUGCCCGCACUGGUCCCACGUAGACAGGCUGGCGCCUGCAGCCGGGAACGCACGCCGACCCUUCCUUGGCGAACUCUUCACUGCAGAAAACUUUCUCCCUGCGUUUUGGCCCCACGUCCCUUCUGCCUUCAGACUCCGCCAGGCGAGGAAGGGCUAAGGCAGCCGGGGCCGCGGUGUCCGAAAGGAAAACCCAGAAGUGGCUUCUUGCGUAACCCUUCCCUGUACAGCCUGCUGUCUGCUGGCCUGGCCUUCCAUCCCAGAGAUAGCAGUGUUUGGAUUUGUUAUCUCAUGGCCGCCAUCAUCACCACCAUCAUCUUCUCCAUCUUCACUCUCGUGAUCCUUACCUUGUCCGCCAUUUUUGGUACCCACUUACUUUUCCAGAGGAAAAUUGGCUGGUUAGGAGAUUUCUAA